Carassius gibelio (silver crucian carp) is the source of this 2083-nucleotide messenger RNA. RefSeq names its product transformer 2 alpha homolog (gene tra2a). Gene Ontology annotation, biological process: positive regulation of mRNA splicing, via spliceosome. The coding region runs from base 877 to 1680 and encodes 267 amino acids. The record is from RefSeq and is a predicted model, not a curated record. The transcript has 9 exons. Lineage: Eukaryota; Metazoa; Chordata; Actinopteri; Cypriniformes; Cyprinidae. Gene Ontology annotation, cellular component: spliceosomal complex. Gene Ontology annotation, molecular function: RNA binding.
CUCCCAUAGUUCACAGCGCGCUUCAGCUGGUCAGCCAUUUUCUGCAGUUAACUUACGUGAAGAGCGGAAGUCUUCGAGGAAGAAUAUCUUCAUUUUCACGCUUUUGCCAAUCAUAUAAUAUUCUAAAAAUGAGUGAUGUCGAGGAGCCACAAUUCCAGGCGAGGGUUAUUGGUCGUGAAGGAUUUGAAGAGUUAAGGCCAAGAAUGUGGAAGAAUGUUCAAGAUAAAAGAAGGCUUUUACAGAGAAAAUGUUUACAGAGCAGACGGUUAAGUGGGAAGGGGAGAAAAGAACGGAAGAUCGGUCAGAUAGAAGCACGCUCGCGUUAUGUGUCUAAAGCAGAAAAAAGAAAAGAGGUUUCAGAUUGGGGUGAAGAAAUGAAAAGGAGAGGAAAAAUGAAAACUGAACAAAUGAAGACCGAAGAAUAAAAUGCCUGAGAGAAAGGAAAUAGCGUAUUCUGAAAACAGAAGAAUGAAUAAGUCCGUAGGUUAAGUAAAUGCAGAAUUUGUGUUCCAAGUGUCUUUCUAAUCUCUUCUUGAUGAUCAUUUGCAUGUUUGUCGCUUUAUUGUGGUGAUUUGGCUAAAGAACAAGCAUCACAAGGACCUGUGAUGACUUUGUAGCCUUUGUAAAUCUAUUGAUCAUAAUGCUAUUAACUUUUGUUGUUUUUAUUCCAUGAUAUAAUUUAAGUAAUUCUAACACUUUCCUCCACAGCUUUGAUAAAGUGAAUGUUUGGAUUUCUGCAAUUAUGUAUGUGGUGUGAGUGUGUAAGUUUGCUUGCUUUGUGAACCUUCCUCUUGUAAAUGUUGUAACACAUUGCUGUGACGUUAGGAAUCCCGCUCGCCAUCCAAAUCGGAGCGGGGCAGUCCUGCCCAACCCAAGAUGGAGAGCAGGUCUGGUUCUCCCAGCCCUACCCGACCAUCCAAACGUUCUGAAUCCAGAUCCCGCUCCAAGUCAAGGUCUCACUCUCGGAGGCAUUCGAAUCGCCGCUACAGCCGCUCUCGGUCUCACUCCCACCGGAAGAAGUCUCGUUCUCACUCCAACAGCCCUGACUACCGCCGCAGACGGAGCCAGAGCACAUCGCCCAUGUCUAACCGCCGCAGACACACUGGCAGUCGGAGCUCAUACAGCCAUGACUCCAAAAAAGACUCUCACAGUCAUGGUGACGCCAGGGCCAAUCCAGACCCGAACACGUGUCUGGGUGUGUUUGGUCUCAGUCUGUACACAACAGAGCGAGACCUGAGAGAGGUCUUCUCACGUCACGGCCCUUUGGCCGGUGUCAAUGUUGUCUACGACCAGCGAACGGGACGCUCUCGCGGUUUUGCCUUCGUUUACUUUGAGCACAUCGCCGAUGCCAAAGAGGCAAUGGAGCGGGCUAAUGGCAUGGAGCUGGAUGGAAGGCGCAUCAGGGUGGAUUAUUCCAUCACUAAACGUGCACACACCCCCACACCAGGCAUCUACAUGGGUCGGCCCACACAUAAUGGAGGUGGGAGCAGCAGCAGCAGCGGUGGUGGCGGCGGCGGCGGUGGUCGGAGAAGAGACUCGUAUUACGACCGUGGCUACGACAGAUACGACCGUUAUGAUGAGUAUGACUACAGAUACAGCAGGAGGCGCUCUCCGUCACCUUAUUACAGCCGGUACAGGUCUCGCUCAAGAUCUCGCUCAUACAGCCCACGAAGAUACUAAGACGAUCCUGAAGACUUCUUUCUUUUUGCCUGUUUGCAUCGAGCUAUACAUUUAUAAAGACAUGUAAACUCAUUGUACUAGAGAAAGAUUUGUCUUUAUUUGUAGACUUCCCAGUAUGUAAGGUUUGUGGAGAUCAUAAAUACUGUCAUUAUGGGGUUUUAUGAGUUGUUUUUUGUAGUGUGCUUGUAAGGUGUGAUGAGUUUUCCUAUAUACUGGGCAUCUUUUAGUGGGGAUGUAUGUGAUUCCAAGAGAGAGUGAGUGUGUGUGGGAGUUGCUGUACAUCUGUGAGGCAGAGCAUCAUAUAGAAAGCAGGCUUGGAUUGCCUCAUCUGUGACGAAAUACUUUUAUUUUCAGGAUUGUGUUGCUUUGUGUCUUUCUUAAGAAAUAAAGACCUCAAAAUAAA